GGGGACUCUCUAAGGGGGAGGAAACUGGGUGUUGCCCGUUUUUUUACGUCGUCUGAAUUCAAGCAGCAGCAGCAGCAGCACAUAAGGAGAUUGGAGUUCAGUCUGCGCGAGCUCUGCGGAACGGCGGCUUCAUCGAGACACUUCUUCGUUAACCGGCUUUAAAAACAUCCUCCAAUAACCGACACCAUGGGCGUUGAAGGCUGCACGAAAUGUAUCAAAUACAUGCUCUUCUUCUUCAAUUUCAUCUUCUGGCUGGCUGGUUGUGUAAUCUUGGGGGUUUCACUCUGGCUUCGUCAUGACACUAAAACAAGCAGUCUUCUGGAUUUGAGGUAUCAGGACACUGAACCACCCAGCACCUUCUAUAUCAGUGUCUACAUCUUGAUUGCUGUUGGUGCUGUGAUGAUGUUUGUUGGAUUCCUCGGUUGCUAUGGAGCCAUACAGGAAUCCCAGUGUCUUCUCGGAACAUUCUUUGCCUGCCUGGUCAUUCUGUUUGCCUGUGAGGUUGCUGCUGGAAUCUGGGGAUUCAUGCACAAAGACAAGAUCUCCAAAGAGAUGAUCACUUUCUAUGACUCUGUGUAUGACAAAGCCUCAAAUGCAGGCUUAAAUGAUGAGCAAAAGCAGACUGCCAGUGGAGUCUUGAAGGUCUUUCACGAGACUCUUCAGUGCUGUGGCAAAGGAGGCGUAUUUGGAUUUGCUGACAAGCUGUUCUCAGACGUGUGUCCUGGAGAUUUGAAAAUUAAUGCUGAAAACUGUCACAGCAAGAUCAAAGACCUUUUCACAGAGAAGAUCUACCUGAUUGGCAUCGCUGCCCUGGUUGUUGCUGUAAUCAUGAUCUUCGAGAUGAUCUUCAGCAUGGUGCUCUGCUGCGGUAUCAGGAACAGCCCUGUUUACUAAAACACGAGCAAGAUAUGUCCUUUAAAACAUCAGCCAAAAAAAAAAAUCAUUUUGUUUUUAUAUCUACCAUCUCCUAUUUUGUUUUGUAUCUUCCAUCGUUUUAUAAUAUAGUCACUCUGUCCAGUUCCUGAAGUCUCAGAAGAAUUUUUGUGCAUUUUUGUUCAUAUGUGGCAGUGGAACCAUCAACAACUAGUCUGCUAUUGUUUACGCUGUAGUUGGCGAUGACUAGUUGCGAUCUGUAGCUAUAGCAGUAGACUUGUAAACACACACACACACAGUACAUUAUCACAUGAAGGAUGGAUACAUUUAUUUGCUUGUAGUUUUUUUUGUGUUAACUGUUAAGUACUGCUAUUGCUAUAGGUUACUAUCAUCCUUUUCGUAUGUACAUGUAUAAACUGUAUAUAUUUGCAGCCCUGUAUGGCUGAAUAAGCAUGAAUCUCGUAUUGAACUAUCCUGUCCAUCUUCCUCUCUUGAGACUGCUGCUUGUAUGUACACGUUUCUUCUUGAGAAACCACUAAAUAAACAGUGUUAGCUAGGUGAGAGAGAAAGUCAGAAUACAGUGGUUAUUGGAAGUGAGAAUGCAAAGAUUUAACAAUGUUUAAAAGCCCGGAUAUACUUCAUUUUUCGCGAUCUGCACCGUUUAGCGCACAGUUGAGCGAUCAAGUACACUCUAUUUACAGCGCGCGUGCACUGCCUACCUAUUGGACCUCAAAUCGCUCGCGCGGACACAAAAAUCCGGUUACACGCGGACAAGGGAAGUAUACUUUACAGUGUUGACGAGCACUACGUUUGCUUCUUACACUGUAUGCCAUUCAGUAGAGCUCAUUCGGUGCAAAACUUAAAGAUAUAUUCCGGGUCCAGUAGAAAUUAUUGUCAGUUGACAGCAAUUUUGCAAAUUAACUGUCCCUCAUUUUCUUCGAAAGCAGCAACAAUCUGGGUUACAUUGAAGUACUUACAAUGGGGGUGAAUGGGGCUGAUUCGUAAAAAUUUAAAUACUCACUGUUUCAAUAUUAUAGGCACAAGACGAGAAUAUGCAUGCGGACAUGAUUUUAGUGUGAAAACCUUUUUUUUCUGUGCAAAGAUAUAUACAAUUUUACAACUUAGUUGCCAUUAGAAAUUAAAUCUAAAACCUUAAAAUGACCGUUAAAAUUAUUAGAACUACUUUAAACUUUUUAACAGAAACAUUAGUGAUUUUAUGAAAGUACACAAGCUUCACAUUUCUGCAGAAAUGUGCCUGUUCACUUCCAUUUUGAGUGUCUCGUAACAGGAUUAGUUUCUGUGGCAACAACAGGCCACAAAUGCUGUCAGCUGAGCUUAAUUUGUGAAUUGUAUUGAACUUGGAAUAUUCCUUUAAUGACAGAAAGAGUACUGAUCUAUGAUCAUUUUCUCUUGCAACAUAGAGCUCCUAAUGGCUACUACAAUCUACUAUCUUUUUAUGCUCUAUCAGACUAAUAUUAUGUAAUGUAUUUUCCUGCAUGCCCGUCAUACAAGGAGUUGGACAUGUUAAGAAAUACUGCCACCAUCACUUAAGUUCUGCCUCUCUUUACACUUUACAGUGAUCACAGCCAUGGAGAGGAUUCAUACAUACCUACUAGCCUUAUAAAUUAAACACCCUAUCCCUUAGUCACUUAGAUAGAAAAUCCAGAUUGAUUCCUAAUGGAAUUGUCUAUGCUGUCAUAGCUGUAAUGAGUAAUAUCACUCAACUGAAAAAGUUUGUGUGAAUGAAAAUGUGUGAUAUUUGUUGACAGUGAAUUCAGAUGGACAGGCUUGAAUGGUUAUAGAAGCUAUUUACUCUUCACUGCCACCUUUAUCACAGAUGUAGUUGCUGUAAUACCUUGCCACUUUCACUAGGUGGCGCAAAGACUAUUCACUUUGACAACUGGUGAUUACACCCUUUCUAUGCCUGUGUACAUGUCUAUCAUGCACUAAUUCUUCUAGACCGCACUAAUAUGAAGCGCCCCCAUCAUUGAGGUAUAAAUACAUCAGAUUUGUGAUUUAGGCUAGUACAUGCAUUAUGCAACCCUGUCUUGUUAACACAUAUUGCCUAUGCUGAUAUGCUUAAAAAGUGUCUUGUACAGCUAUAUAGUAUACUAAUUACGAUGUAAAGACAAUGUAUGCCUUUAAUUGUGGUAUCUUUUUCCUGGUACUUGUCAAAAAAAAAAAAAAAAAAAAAAAAGAAGAAGCUCAGCAAUGAUUUUAGUUGAAGCAUGUAAGAAUUUUAGGGGGUCCUGAUAGGUCGAGCAUGAUCUUCUAACUAUUCAAUAUUAUGAAGGCAAAACAGUUGUUUAUGAAAAUAACUUAUAGUUAAAACACAUUAUGGUAUUUGAAAACUAUCAAAUAUAACCUUUGUGUUGUAAGGAUCUCAUACUUGUUUGAUACCCAAAUUGACAGCUGUCACUCAAAUCUCUUUACCCUAAUGCACCAAUUAUAGAUUUUGGUCUGGUUUUGUUGCCCAAAUAUUCAGGAAUUAAAUGUAUUUUACAAAUAA
Molecule: messenger RNA, 3382 nt
Organism: Ctenopharyngodon idella (grass carp)
Lineage: Eukaryota; Metazoa; Chordata; Actinopteri; Cypriniformes; Xenocyprididae
Gene: cd81a
Product: CD81 molecule a
Exons: 8
Coding region: 187-894 (235 amino acids)
Cellular component (GO): membrane
Source: RefSeq, a predicted model, not a curated record